Stegodyphus dumicola is the source of this 687-nucleotide messenger RNA. RefSeq lists its product as uncharacterized. The record is from RefSeq and is a predicted model, not a curated record. Lineage: Eukaryota; Metazoa; Arthropoda; Arachnida; Araneae; Eresidae.
AUGGCGCUAGUUGUCCUACAGCGGUUCUGCGAGUACGUAGCGUCAGUACGCAGACACUUAAGAGCGACAGUAAUUGCACGACGUCUAGAAAAGUGGUCUCGCAUAGAGGUGCGAGCCGUAAUUCGGUUCUUACAGGCCAAGAAUGUGGCCGCAUCCGAAAUUCACAGACAAAUCGUUGAGGUAUACGGGGACAAAGCAAUGAAUAGACAACAGGUAGCGAAAUGGUGUCGUUUUUAUCAAGCGGGCAGGGAGCAUGUGGAAAACCGCAAUAUGGAAGCGAGCGGCCGUCCAAGUUCUUCAAGGACGGAUAUCAACACGGCACGUGUUGAAGAAAUCAUCCAAAGGGAUCGACGAGUAACCGUGCGUGAGAUUGCCUCAGAGUUGGACCUGAGUUAUGGUAACGUUCAGCGUAUCGUAACCGAUGAGUUGCGAUAUUCCAAAGUUUGUGCCCGCUGGGUUCCACGUGCGUUGUCCGCGGAGCAUAAGGCCACUCGAAUGAUGUGCAGCCUCACAUUUCUUCAGCGAUACCAUUCAGACGGCCAACACUUCAUUGAUCGCAUCGUUGCCGGUGAUGAAACAAGGUUCAUAACUUCACCCCCACAUCCAAAAGAGCCACGAUGGAGUGGAAACACGCUGGAUCACCGACGAGGAAGAAGUUUAAGGUCACACCCUCUGCCGGUAAAGUGA